GAAAUUUUUUCAGACGGGAGCGGUCUCACUACAUAGACUACUGUGAGAGUAAAGAGCAAAUAUCCUACCGCUCCUAUCCAUACUGCCGAGUGGAAAAGAACUAAACUCUCGUCUAGCGUAACUACCCGCUAUUAGCACUUCUUUGCUCUUUGCUCUUUGCUCGUCCACUCUGAACGUGCACUUUUUGCUCUUUGCUCUUUGCUCUUUGCUUUUUGCUCUUUGCUCUUUGCUCUUUGCUCUUUGCUCUUUGCUCUUUGCUCUUUGCUCUUUGCUCUUUGCUCUUUGCUCUUUGCUCUUUGCUCUUUGCUCUUUGCUCUUUGCUCUUUGCUCUUUGCUCGUCCACUCUGAACGCGGCCUAAGGAUGCUUUUGUAUGCCUUCUCUACUCUUCUAACACUAAAAUAUGUGCAUUUAAAUCAGCUGACCACCUUUGAAUUUUGGUGUUACAGAAGAAUCCUACGAAUAUCAUGGAUCCAAAGAAUCUCAAACGUGGAAGUGACUGGAAGGAUAUGAAAUGAAGAAUAUUAACUAUCAAAAGGUUCAAACUUGAGUAACUAGGAGAACUUAUUAUGCAAGGCAAAAUCGAGGAAAGCGCAAUGUGGGAAGACGAAGAAUAUCCUGACUUAAGAACUUGAGGGAAUGGUUUGAAUGCAGUAGUGCAGAACUAUUUAGAGCAGCAGUCAAUAGGUUCCACAUAGCCAUGAUGAUUUUUAACAUUCGAUGGAAGAUGAAACUUGAAGAAGAAUAAUCCCAUGUAAGUUAACAUGAUAUCAGUACUGAUCUGUCAGAUAUUAAACGGUGACAAGACCCCAAGAAAAAGCUUUCUGAUGCAAGAAGAGAUAAAUAAUUCUUAUGUAGCAAAAACAAGAAUAGAGGAUAUUUUUCUUAGUUAUCUAAACUACACAAAUAAGAAGGCACUCUGCAAUAACCACCAUGGUAGGAAACAUCAUUUUGGUGCGUUUGAUUGUAUCCCUGUGAAUAAGUAGAGAUUAUGACAGAAUUUGGCAACUUAUGUUAGAAAUUGUCAAAAAAUUAACCAAUAUAUUACAUUUUUACUAACGGUUAUCAGCUCUGGACAAGCACAACAACAAAGAUUGAUAAAAUCGAAAGUCGCAAAGAUCAAAGAAUGGGAAAAUUUUGCAUAUAAAAUUCUUUAGUAGUGUGUUAUAAACUGGUCGUCUUGCAGCCAAUUGGCUUAUGGUACAUCUUUAAUUUAUUUGUGAUAUCCAUUCCAGAAUAGACUACAGAUAUACCGACCUAAUUACAAAUAUAUAUGAUAAGGCAACAACAACUAUUAAGCUAAUGAAACAAACGGAGCCUAUUAAAAUAAACCGAGAAGUAAGACAAGGAGAUACCAUCUCGCCUAAGCUAUUCAACCAAGCGCUAGAAGAUGUGUUCAAACAACUACACUGGGAUGGCUUGGGUAUAAACAUAAACGGGCAAUAUCUGAAUCACUUACGAUAUGCUGAUGAUAUUGUAUUAAUAACAGAAAGAAGUGAAGAAUUUCAAAGAAUGAUGGAAGAACUAGAUAGAGAAUCGACAAAGAUAGGACUGAAGAUGAAUUACAGUAAAACAAAAAACCAUGACCAAUCAACAAGAAGAACUAAUAAUUACAGUGGCACAAACAAGAAUAGAACAAGUGAAAGAGUAUAUAUAUCUAGGACAAAUCACUAGAUUAAAUAAAGAAAAUCAAACCGAAGAAAUAAAGAGAAGAAUAAGAUUGUCCUGGGCGUCACUCGGAAAACUGUCUUAUAUUCUAAAGAAGAGAAAAUACCCGCAAUACCUAAAAACAAGAGUAUUCAAUCAAUGUAUAUUCCCUGUUCUAAUAUAUGGCUCUCAGACAUGGACGUUUACAAAAGAAAAUAUGGAAAAAUAGCAAAGACAGAAAGAUCCAUGGAAAGACAAAUGCUGAACAUUAAACUAUCAGACAGGAAAAGAAACGAAUGGAUCCGUAACAAAACAAAAGUGGAAGAUGUCUCUACCCCAGUAGCAAAGCUUAAAUGGAAGUUCGCCGGGCACACCCUAGGGCAGAAGGAUGAAAGAUGGACUAAGAUGAUUAUACAUUGGAAACCGUGGAACCACAAACGAAAAAGGGGAAGGCCACAGAUGCGAUGGUCGGAUGACCUGAAGAAACACACUGGGUCAAAUUGAAUACAAAUUGCCCAAGAUAGAGAGGCAUGGAAGAGGGAAGAGGAGGCCUAUAUCCAAGGAUGGAUGUUUAGGGCUGAUAAGAUAGAUAGAUAGAUCCAUUCCAGAGAGGGUUUAGAAAAAAAUCGAUCGAAUAUAACCGACCAUUGGUCCUGGCUUUCGUAUAUGUUCGUAAAGCGUUCCAUACGAUAGAAAAUAACAGCGUAAUGAUAUCGUUGGAGAAAAGUCGUACAGAUUAUCGGUACUUGAACUGAUCUCGUAGGUAUAUACAAUAAUACACCAUGACCGUGCACGUAAGACUGCACAAAAUAAAAAAAGUAUAAAAAUCAAAAGAGAAAUCAGACAAGGAGACACGUUAUAUCUCAAAACUAUUUAGGGCAGUUCUGAAACUUGUUUUAGAAGAAUUGGAGUGGGACGCCAAAGGGAUCAAUAGAGAGAUUUUAAGCCCCUUAUUUCAGUUACGUUAAACGUUAUACGUUAUUCUGCUCAUGCGCAUUAACCGCAAAAUAACGUAUUACUUUAUUAAGGGAUAAGGUAUCCCCUUAUUUAGGUAGAAAUAAGGUUGACGUUAUUAAGGGAUUACGUAUUUGUAAGGUUGCCAAAUGCCAUAUAUGUAAAUCAUAAAAAACAAAAAAAAGUCAUAUAAGCGUAACCAAAGAUAACUAGAAUAAAAAAUAUAGUAAUGUUGUAUUAAAAUUUGUGGUCAAAAUUUGUUUUUCUUAGAAGGAUCAGUUAAUAAACAAAUACUAUAAUCUGCUUGGCAACCCUGUUAAUGUUCUUGAGAUCUGUGACAUUUGACUUGACUGAAUUCAGUUCAAUUGUCUUUUGUCUUGUGAAUUGUCUCAUAGAGAAGGAAGUGACUUAUUUCUUGUUAAAUAGUUAACUGGCUAUUGUUUGUAUUUUUUCAAAAUGGAACAAAAAAACUUUGUAUUAAAUAUGGAUAUUUUAAGAAAACGUCAGAGGUUUUCGGAUCACGACGAUUUAACUCUGUUAAGGGAAGUUCUGGGAAAUAAUCCGUUCGUUGAUCCGAAUGCCUGGAACGUAAUUCAGGAGAAUUUGUGUAGUGUUACUGGAAAGCAGUUUAGUACCAGAACACUAAAAGAUCAUCUCGACAGACUAAUAAGAUCAUGGCUUCAGGAAUACAAAAUUUUACGUAACAAAUCUGGCAUAGAAGUCACGGAAACAGAAAAAGACCUUCUGUGCCAUAACAUAUACCUUCUGAUGAAUGAAUCAAAAGCUCAAAAACCAAAAAGAAAUAAAAGUUCAAAUUUGGUAAAACAAAAAGGUGUGGAGGCACGAACUAAAUGGGCAUUGCUGCAAAGUACAAAUUCCGACAAUGGUGAAACUGAAACUAGCAUAGGUCAUGCAAUUAACCAUGAUAAUGCUGAUGUAAUAGAAGUUAUAGAAGAGGGUGAAGCCGAGAUGCAGACCUCUCAUAUCGAAUAUAUCGACAUGGAUGCAAGCUUCCCAAAUAUUGCAAAUGAUAAGGCCCAAAUGCAACAAAGUAAUGAAACCCCAAAGAUGAAGAGGGAUAUGGACGAAUUGCCUGGUCCUGGUCCAUCACAAGGGUUUAGAAUAGCAGGGCCCGUAAAAUCAAAGUCGAGAAAAAUUAAUAGCCAGAGGCAAGGUUUAAAAUAUUUAGAAAAAUAUGACCAAGAACAAUUGGAAAUCAAAAAAGGUGAAAUGGAUCUAGAGAAGAGAAGAUUAUCUUUGGAGGAAAGAAAAUGUGCAUUAGCUGAGAGACAAUGUGCUCUAAAAGAGUAUGAAACCAAAAAAAAAUGCGAAUUAGAAGAGAAGAAAUUGGAAAUUGAAAUAGAAAAUACAAAAACAUUGCAUCAAAUUAUAGAGAGACAGGAGAAAAUAAUUAAUUUUUUAAUAAAUAAAUCUUAAUGAAA
Molecule: messenger RNA, 4041 nt
Organism: Diabrotica virgifera virgifera (western corn rootworm)
Lineage: Eukaryota; Metazoa; Arthropoda; Insecta; Coleoptera; Chrysomelidae
Exons: 4
Coding region: 3056-4036 (326 amino acids)
Source: RefSeq, a predicted model, not a curated record